UUGUCUCUGCAGCUGCUGAAAAGUCUGAAGAGGCUGUCUGAGUUGCCCAUCACAGUUGACAUUCUUGUGGAGACGGGUGUCGGGAAGACUGUGAAUGGCUUACGGAAACAUGAACUCGUUGGAGACUUUGCGAAGAACCUUGUAGCCAGGUGGAAGAAGCUGGUGCCAGUUUCCCAAGAGGCAGAGAGAAAUAAUCUAGAUUCUGAAGACCGUGACUACGAGAGGAGCAGCUCAAGGAAAAGACAACGAGAACCUUCCCCCAGAGAGGAUGAAGAACCUGACCAGGACUAUUCAGAGCCUUUCCAGCCUUCCUGCAGCCAGUCCUAUAGCCCAAAUCAUAGGGAAAAGAAGCCCAAGAGGUAUCCUGGCUCUGAGAGAACCCAUCAGACUUAUGGCUAUAGCAGCCAAGAGGGUAAGGGUUGGGGCAGAUCUUCCCCAGUGCUCUCCUCGGAUCAGGAGUACUCAGACUAUGGACAAGCUGUGUCACCUGAGCCAAGUGAGAGCCCUCAGGAUAUGUACACGGACCCUUACGCCUCCGAGGAGCAGGAAGAACAGACAGUGUUUCAUCGGAAAGCCAGCAAAGGCCACAGCUUUCAGGACAAGGUGGGGGGAAGCCGGGAGAGGAAUCCUGGUGAGUCCCACGACAAAGGGAACCUGAGUCGAAGCAAAGAGCACAAGUCUUCUCACAAGGAGAAGCAGCGACUUGAUGGCAGAGGGGAAGACAAGACCUCUGCCUUCAGCCCAGAAAGAUUGCACAAGACCUCUUUUAAAGAGCAGCUCCGAGAAGCCCCAGUGGCAGGGGGCAGCAAGGAGAAGCAGAGGAUGUCAGAUGGCACCAGGAAGGAGAAGAACCGAGAAAGUGGCACCUCCAGAAAGGACAAGUUGCAUGUGCAGCCACAGUUGGAAGAGUCUUUGGACAACCAUGUUAAGAAGCCAAAACAUCGGGACUCUGAGAAAAACAAACUAGAAAAGUCCAAGCUGAGCCUGGAGACUUCUACCGCAGAGCGGGAGAAACGGAAAGCUGAGAGUGACUCCUCAAAUAAGAGUAAAGAAAAGGGGAUUUCUGGGAGCUUAAAAACUUCAGAGGGGAAACACAGGGCCUCUGAUAUGGACAAAAAAUCAAUGGGCUUUUCCUCAAGUUUUGGGGAGGGGGAAGUUGAGGAUGAAUUUGAGCAACCUACAAUGUCCUUUGAGUCUUAUCUCAGCUACGACCAGCCCCAGAAAAAGAAAAAGAAAGUGGCCAAGCCCACUGUGUCAGCUGGGGAGAAAGACCGAGGGCACAGCAAGCAGAACGGAUCCAAAGCCAGUACCAAGAGCUCGAGCUCAAGUCGAAAGAGCCCAAGCCACAAGCGGACAAGUGAGAAAAAGGCAGAGAAGAAACUACCAGAGCCUCCUAAACCAAACAGGAUACUUCUAGAUGUGGUGCCAACGUUACCAGACAUCCCACUGCCCCCAAUCCAGGCCAACUACCGCCCUCUUCCCUCAAUCGAGUCCAUCACCUGCUCCCAGACGAAAAGGAAAGCAGUGCCCUCAACAGUUGAAGAGAGCGAGGCUGGUUUUACAGGCCGCAGGUUGAAUUCAAAGAUGCAAGUGUAUUCGGGCUCUAAAACUGCCUACCUCCCAAAGAUGAUGUCUCUGUAUGAGCAGUGUAUCAGAGUCCUCAGCAACAACAUUGACUCGAUCUAUGAAGUGGGUGGUGUCCCUUUCUCGGUGCUGGAGCCAGUGUUGGAGAGAUGCACCCCGGAGCAGCUGUAUCGCAUUGAGGAAUGUAAUCAUGUCUUAAUUGAGGACACAGAUCAACUGUGGCACAAUCACUGUCUCCGAGACUUCAAGAAUGAGAAGCCAGAAGAGUUUGAAUCCUGGCGGGAAAUGUACCUUCGACUUCACGACGCACGAGAGCAGCGGCUGCUCAUGUUAGCACGGAACAUCGGCUCAGCUCAUGCCAACAAACCCAAAGGCAGAGUGGCCAAGAUGGCAUUUGUGAACUCUGCGGCAAAGCCCCCUCGGGAUGUACGGAGGAGACAGGAGAAGUUUGGAACUGGAGGACCUCUUCUGCCAGAAAAGACCAAAAUAAAACCAGUCCUCUACACAUCUAGCAAAAGCCAUGCUCGUAUGAAUGAGGAACAGUCCUAUGAUGGGCCCAGCACCAGCAGUGCCCAUUCUGUCCCGUCAUCAGGUAGCACCUUCUCCUCCUAUGACCCCAGGAAACCACCAGUGAAGAAAAUUGCACCCAUGAUGGCAAAGACGAUCAAAGCUUUCAAAAACAGGUUCUCUCGAAGAUAAGCUUGCAGCACAGAGCUGGAAAUUUCCCUCUCAUGGAGGAGUGGCACUGAAGGGGGAGAAGGUACCCAAAUAGCCCAGGUCCUUUCCAUGGAACUCUGCGGAGGCUGCAGCUGCUGGGAGAAGCUUCAGUCUGCACAAGAUGACAGCACAGUAUUUUAUCUUUUAUUCUGGUCCUUUUUAUCUGUGUCAAGCCCCCCCCCCCUUCUCCCUCCCCUUCACACUUAACAUCCUGUUUCUGGCCUUCUGUCAAAAGAAGGGUGUACAGAAUCUCCAGACAUGAGAAAAUGUGAAGUCUUGGCACCUGCUGAGAGUGGAAGAUCCAGAGACUAUUUACUAUUUAACCUCUUAAUAAAUUAUAAAAUGGUUUUAACUAAUAUUUCCCCCUUCCUUUUCCCCACUGGUACUAUUUAUGUCGCUCCCAGUAUUCUCCCCCCUCCCAUGGCAGUACAAGGGCCAGCCUUUCUCUAUGACUCAAGCUGGCAAGAGUCCGUCUGUCUGAACAGACGCUGGUUAUCAAGGGAGUCUUUCCUCGUGAUCUGGUACCUGCUGGGCCCGAAACCCCACCUGAACUCUCUGGGACGGGUAGUACUGGUGACCUAUCUGCUCAUCAGUCCAUUGGCAAGUGCAUCCAGACCCGAGGCUUUGCUCUCUACUCGUGUAUGUUAAAAUCUUAGCUCUCAACCUUCUUUCUGCUGUUACUGUAGAUCUUGUACAGAUGCUUGCAUUGUUGUGCAGGGAUGCCAAGAGCCUUUGGAGACUUUUUCUCUGCUGCUGUUGUCUUCUGCUGGCGACUGGGAAUAAAACCAUGAAGGUUUGGGGGAGAAAUUUUACUGUGCUCCAAUGAACAUUUUAAGUCUCUCUUUCUUUUGUAUUUUUUUUUUUGAGGGAGGGGACUUGGUUUUGUCUGCCUCUGGAACUGAAAACAGUUUUUAAAUAUCAAUGAAGGUAUCAAUUUGACUCUUUUAGUGGAAAGGAGGAGUACUUUUAUCUUGUUUUCUGCAUGGAAUUGGGAAGGAUUUAUUUCCAGUUUGGAAGCUGGUACUUGAAUGCUGUCCUUUCCCUCUGUGUUUCCCUCUGCCCUCUCUUUGGAAGAAGCAAGAAUUUUCAUCUUUGAACCUGAAACCACUUAAUUGGGGGUGAAGGGAAGUGAAUAAUGGAAUUUUUUUUUUUUAAUGUCUGCAUACAUCAUAGGAGUUCAAAACACUUGGUUGUAUGUGAUGUCUGAGGAACUGGAGCU
This is a messenger RNA of Struthio camelus australis, 3520 nucleotides long. NCBI's taxonomy places the organism in Eukaryota, Metazoa, Chordata, Aves, Struthioniformes, Struthionidae. The record is from RefSeq and is a predicted model, not a curated record.